This is a messenger RNA of Vigna unguiculata (cowpea), 1031 nucleotides long. RefSeq lists its product as uncharacterized. NCBI's taxonomy places the organism in Eukaryota, Viridiplantae, Streptophyta, Magnoliopsida, Fabales, Fabaceae. The record is from RefSeq and is a predicted model, not a curated record.
UUCUGAGCAGAACUCGGGAACUGUAAAUCUACAUUAAGGUAAGCCACUUGCCAGUACUAGGCCUUGUGAAAGAUAAUAAAAACAAUUGUUUAGUUUCAUCUUUUCCUUCUGUUUUUGAAAUCUAGUUUUAUACUUUUGUUUUUUGUUUUUUAAUUUUGCUUAGGAUGUGAACAACUCAAACUUCGUCUUCAAAACCUUUAACCCUUGGUGAAUGGCAAAGUAGCAUACGAAAUGCAUUUGCUUUCAUGUUUUUGCAUAUUGAGGAAGCUAACACGGUCAUGGAGGAUGGCUCCCCUUGCACUUUUGCUGCUUUUUUCCAGUUACAGACUGGUUGGAGUAAUAUUCUUGUCUCUCAUCUUCACAUCUCUAACACUGCUUUGCUCAACUAUUGUCUUCAUGUGGAAGCAUGGAAGAGAAAAUGUUGUCCCAACCCGAAUGCACAACCAUGAAACUGUGAGACAUGUGAAGGAAAGUGAUGAUGUUAGUGAUGCAGAUCACACGCCCGAUUGCUCAGAUGGGACAAUUUCUGAUGAAGACAGCCUCAUAGAGAUUUCACUUCCAAGUGGACACUUUGUGGGGCAUAAUCAGAGACCAGACUCCAACUUCUGCACUUUGCAACAGAAGAAGAGGGAAUUAUCAGCUCAUGAGACCCUCAUGGAAUUGUUGGCAGAGUUCAAUGAGGAGGAAAACCUAAUUGAGAUUGACAUAGCCAUGGGUUCUAUCAAGUGCUCAAGCUUUUGAAAUAUAAGCAUGAUCAUCAUCAUAUAUACAUAUAUAUUUUGUUGCCAAUGUUUUUUUCAUCCACCUAAUUCUUAUAUCUGGUUUGGAUUGUUUGGGAUGUAAUUAGGUUGUGAUCUUAAUGUUUUAAGUGCUGGGGUGGUGGAGCAGCAGUGUUAAUUAAAAUGCUUCUGUUUCUGUUGUGCCUCACAAGCUUUGGAUACUCAUUAAAGUCAUUGUAUUAUGACCCUUCUUUUUGACUUAAUGCUCUUUACAAAAAUCAAUAUGAAUUAAAGUUCGACAAAGUUGGACAA